GAGUUGAGGAGGGCCGCCCAGCCAUGUUGAGGAGUCUGUCAAGCAAACUGCAGCCCGCCAUUGUGUAGAAACCAGGCUCUUUAGAGAGAUAAGAGUGCUUGGCAGAAACUCAUUUAUAGUCGGACAAAGUGUACACCUCGCUGCUGUUAAUUAGGAGAGAAUACAGUUACACAGGCCGUGGGGGGGAAAGACAUGUCAGCCAGCAGCCUUCUUGACCAGAGACCGAAAGGCCAAGCUAAUAAAGUGCAAAACGGAGCCGUGACCCAAAAGGAUACUUUGAAUGACGAUGAGUUUGAGCCUUACCUGAAUACUCAGGCCAGACAGAGCAAUGCCUAUACGGCCAUGUCGGACUCAUACAUGCCCAGCUACUACAGCCCCUCCAUCGGCUUUUCCUACUCCCUAAAUGAGGCAGCAUGGUCCACUGGUGGGGACCCUCCUAUGCCUUACCUGGCCUCCUAUGGACAGCUGAGCAAUGGUGAACCCCACUACCUCCCAGAUGCAAUGUUUGGCCAGCCAGGUCCCUUGGGGAGCAACCCUUUCCUGGGCCAGCACGGCUUCAACUUUUUUCCUAGUGGCAUCGACUUCUCGGCAUGGGGCAAUAGCAGCUCUCAGGGACAGUCGGGGACACCGCAGAGCUCUGGCUACAGCAGCAACUAUGCUUAUGCUCCGAGCACACUUGGGGGUGCCAUGAUUGAUGGACAGUCUCCAUUUGCACCUGCUGCCAACGAACCCCUUAACAAGGCACCUGGCAUGAAUAGCCUGGACCAGGGCAUGGCGGGUCUUAAAAUUGGUGGGACUGCCUCUGGUGGUAACGGAGAAAUGGCUCCAAAGGUGGUUGGCUCUGGGUUGCCUGGUGGGGGGUCCUUGGGUCCUGUUUCUUCUGUUGGACCUACCAGCAUGCCUCCCGUCUCGAUUGCUCCUGCCAAGCCUGCAUCCUGGGCUGACAUUGCCAGCAAACCAGCCAAGCCUCAACCCAAGCUUAAAAACAAGGGUGGCAUGGCAGGUGCCAAUUUGCCUCCUCCGCCCAUUAAACACAACAUGGACAUUGGCACUUGGGACAACAAGGGCACCAUGCCCAAAGCUGCCACCCCGCAGCAGGUGACCCCUAUUCCCAGCAACGGGCAGCCGCCUAAUCAGGCUUCUCUUCAGCCUGGAGCUACAGCUGCAGGGAAUCCACAAAUGCCUCUGAGCAAUGGACAGCUGGUUCCACCCACUUCCCAGAUGGGGCAGCAUCAGCUUCCACCUACUGGACAGCCAGGUAUUGGUCAGAUACCCCAGCCUCUCUCCCAGGGUCCUCCACCACCAAGCCAACAGCAGCAGCCUUCUCAACCUGCUCGCUGGGUCCCUCCACGAAACCGGGCCAAUGGGUUUGGAGACACUAGUGGAAAUGGGACCGGCCAGUCACCCCCCUCUUCUUCAAAUGUCGGAGUGGUUCCCGGUGUCCCCUCCGAGCCUCACCCCGUUUUAGAGAAGUUGCGCAUGGUUAAUAAUUAUAACCCCAAGGACUUUGACUGGAACCUCAAGCAGGGCCGUGUGUUCAUCAUCAAGAGCUACUCAGAGGAUGACAUCCACCGCUCCAUCAAGUACAACAUUUGGUGCAGCACGGAGCACGGCAACAAAAGGCUCGAUGCAGCUUACCGUUCCUUGGGGGGCAAAGGACCGCUUUAUCUUCUGUUCAGCGUCAAUGGGAGCGGUCACUUCUGUGGUGUAGCGGAGAUGCGCUCACCGGUGGACUACAACACGUCUGCUGGCGUGUGGUCGCAGGACAAGUGGAAGGGUCGCUUUGAUGUGCGCUGGAUCUUUGUUAAAGACGUUCCCAACAGUCAGCUGAGGCACAUUCGGCUAGAGAACAACGAAAAUAAGCCAGUGACCAACUCUCGGGACACACAGGAGGUACCGCUGGACAAGGCCAGGCAGGUGUUAAAGAUAAUCGCUGGAUAUAAACACACCACUUCCAUCUUCGAUGACUUUUCUCACUAUGAGAAGCGUCAGGAGGAGGAGGAGUGUGUGAAAAAGGUGGAGGUCCAAGGCAGUGAGCCAUAUCCCAGCAACCCAAGCAACAGGAGUCAUUACAGGCUUCAGGAGCGCCAAGGACGAGUCAAGUAACAGUUGGUGCUUUGGUCAAAAGACUGCAAUGCCCCCUCCUCAAACCCUGUCCACCCCAAUACAUUAUCACAUUCAGAUCUCUAAGAAAUUCUAAUAGGGGUGAAGAUUUAACAAAGGACAAAAGGAAAAAAAACUAAAUGAAGACUGAUUUCUUUUGACUUUAAAGACUUACUUGGAACUUGUAGUAAAAAGGAAACGAUUAUUCAUAGGACUACAACUAAAUGCAUAGCAUCCUUAGCUGAAAUCUUUUUUUGCCCUACCCCAUUCCACUACAUACGCUUUUUCCUUGUAUGCUGCUUUUUCCUUCCUUUUUUUUCAUGAAAGGAUCGGCAUCAGUUCUUAUGGUCCAGGACUGAGUCUGUAAUUCUCACGCAAACCUCAAUGAUCAAUCAUCCGUACAGAAAUCCAAUAGAAAAAUGUAGUCCCACAAUAAAGAACGGAAAGAUCGACAUGUUUAAACCAACCCUUUGCCUGUCUGCAAAUGAUGCUCGGAUCAUCAUCGUAGAAACCCAGAGCGACUUCCUCCACAGCGGACUUCUCACCGACAGCCGGUGCCAACUAUUCUCACGUCAGAAUUUCUGUUUGUACAUGCUUGCCAUGUUUUUGUUUAGGAGGACUGCAGAUGUUCGUAUGAAGCCCUCUGUGUUUUCACAUGUUGGAGUGUGUAGGGCAGCUGGGGUCAGGAGGAUCUAGACAGGAACAGUAAGGAACGGGUUAAAUGUUUAAGUUCAGAGAAAAUGUUAAGUUGAUGGGCUUUGCUCCCUGUAUAAUUUUAUGGAAAAAAAAAUGAGGCCGUCUGUUAAGUCUUCAUUGGACUUUAUUUACGCCUUUUUUCUUUCUCUUGAACAAGUCAUUGUUGCUAUGGGCUGCUUUUUUUUCCUUUCGUUUCUUAAGACUGAUGCGAGUGGCCAUGCCCCACUCUUUCUACUAAUCAGUUCAAAAGUAAUAAAUGUGGUAUAUUCAGCAGAGUUGUGUGCAUUCCUUAUGUUCGACUUGAAAGUGGCUUUUUUUUAUUCAGCUUGUUUGUACAUGGUAUUAAUGUUUGUUUUUUUGUCAUUUUUCUUCUCAGUUAUAAUCAGCCUGCAAAUAAUGGACGCUCUACUUUACCCCUGCAAUGCCUUUCUUACUGCUCUCUUUCCGUAUCAUCUUGUCCUCCACACUCCCCGAUUAUUUCUGCUCAGCCAGACAUUCAUAAUAAAUCACCAUUAAUUGCGGCCAUGCUCUGUGUCAUUGUCAGUUUAGAAAAAAAGGAAACCUUGAGAACUACUGGCUUUUAUUUGUGGCAUAAUAAAGAUGCUCUUCAAAGUC
This is a messenger RNA of Girardinichthys multiradiatus, 3414 nucleotides long. RefSeq names its product YTH N(6)-methyladenosine RNA binding protein 2 (gene ythdf2). Gene Ontology annotation, biological process: mRNA destabilization. The transcript has 6 exons. Gene Ontology annotation, molecular function: N6-methyladenosine-containing RNA reader activity; mRNA binding. NCBI's taxonomy places the organism in Eukaryota, Metazoa, Chordata, Actinopteri, Cyprinodontiformes, Goodeidae. Gene Ontology annotation, cellular component: cytoplasm. The record is from RefSeq and is a predicted model, not a curated record. Bases 193 to 2106 code for a protein of 637 amino acids.